This is a messenger RNA of Hyalella azteca, 3282 nucleotides long. RefSeq names its product stromal interaction molecule 1 (gene Stim). Gene Ontology annotation, biological process: activation of store-operated calcium channel activity; store-operated calcium entry; intracellular calcium ion homeostasis. NCBI's taxonomy places the organism in Eukaryota, Metazoa, Arthropoda, Malacostraca, Amphipoda, Hyalellidae. Gene Ontology annotation, cellular component: endoplasmic reticulum; plasma membrane. The transcript is spliced from 15 exons. Gene Ontology annotation, molecular function: calcium channel regulator activity; protein binding; calcium ion binding. The record is from RefSeq and is a predicted model, not a curated record. The coding region runs from base 92 to 2638 and encodes 848 amino acids.
ACAGAGAAGUGAGAGUGUGGGUACGGUGAUGUGACGCUGUUUGUUCAUCUGUUUUCGUGGCCCGUUUGUUACUGUUGCAACAUCUAUUUAAAUGAAAUAUUUAGAUUUUAAUAUGCAUUUCGUUAGAACUAUACUUGUACUCAUUAUUUGCGUUUGCAUUUACUGUGAGUUUAUCGGUGUUAACGAAAAUGUGGAGGAAGAAAGCUUGUUAACAGUCACUGCUACUGGCGAUCAAGGGCCUUGCGUGGUGGUGGACAGCUUGUGUCUGCCCGAGGAGGACGUGAGCAGCUAUGAAGCCAUCAGGUCACUGCACCGCCUCCUUGAUGACGACAAGAGCGGCCAGAUCGACAUGAACGAGUCCGUCGAGUUCCUGAAGGAGGAGCUGACGAUCACGGACGGCUACAACAGCCGUCAGAGGAACCUGCACAACAACAGCGACCGCUUCAUCUCUGUGGAGGACCUCUGGUUCAUUUGGAAGCGCAGCGAGGUGCACAAUUGGACUGUGGAGGAGACGGUGACGUGGAUGAGCGAGACGGUCGGCCUGCCGCAAUAUGCUGACACCAUCGUGUCUCAUGGCAUCAACGGCUCCUACCUGCCCAGCCUCAUGAAGCUGCUUGCCCUCAGCAAGUGUCACGCGCUUCAUGACGGUGACUCGGACAGGCUGACGAUGAACAGGGGCAACUACCUGGGCACGGAGCUGGGCAUCAAGGGCCUCUCCCACCGCACUAAGGUUACCGUCAAGGCUAUGGAUGCCGUGCUCUUCGGGCCACCCAAAGUGAGCCGCAACAAAGACCUUCUGAUCGCCGGGCUAGUGACCGUCAUUUUACUGGGUCUUGGUUACAUCAUCCACCGCAACCACAAAAUGCGCAGCUACCACACACGUCUCAUCAUGCAAAUAGAGGAGCUGCAGCUGGAGGAGGCAAAAUACAGACAGUCUUCAUCUAAGGGCGGCGACAAGCACGCCGAGGUCCUGACUUCCGACUCGCAGAACGACGCUCCGGACAGCGGCGUAAUGGGCGACAUCUCUGACCUGAGUUCGACGCACGAGGAAGACUACGACACGUACGACGGGGGGCGCCAGGGGAGCAGCGAGGACGCCCCUGACUCUGUGGACACGUGCGGAUACUGCGACGACGACUACAGCCAGACGGGCGGCUCCGGCACCCCGCCUCAGGGCAGCGAGCUGGACCGCGCCUCCCUCGUGCACUGGCUCCAGGUCACGUACCAGAAGGAGAAGCACGUGCUCGACGUCAAGAGGAAGCAGGCGCAGCGAGAGUUCGCUAAAGCUAAUGAAAUUUGCAACAAGCUGCGCGCCCAGGGCAAGAACCCCCUCAACCUGUUCUCGCUCAUGCACGGCAAGAUGGACAACGUCGAGAAGACAAUUUCUCUAGCCAGAGCGACGAUGCAAGAGGUGCAGCGUGACGAGAAUGAGCGGCAGGACCGCUGGUCCGAGAUCGAGCGUCUGCUGGAGUGCAACAUCCGACGCAUGGCUGAGCUCCACAACGUCAUGGGCUCGUACACGAGCCUCCAGACCACCGCCACGGCCCCUGGCGAGGCCUCGAACAUAGUUGGCCAGCUGCUAGGUAGCCAGUCCGCCCUUAUGUUCCUGACUAUGGGAGGCUACCCUGCGCUGCUGGGCUCGGGGGACCCUAGAGCGGCACCCCCAAGCUCCAGCAGUGCAGGGGCUCACUCUUCUGGGGGCAACCUGUUCACCACAGUCACCUCACCUUCGUCUUCCUCAAACCUACAACACUCAUCCCCCUACUCGACCAUGACCUCACUGCAGCAGCUACAGCAGGAGCUGUGGUGUGGCGGUGCAGGGGCCUGGGGGCGCGCAUGUAACUCUGUCCCUCCUCCCUCUGCAGCAGAGACCAGGAGCAGCGCUCUUAAGGCCGCUCUGGCGCGCUGCCCCCCACACAACCUCUCGAUGCAGCACAGCGCCACCGCCUCCACAGAGUUGGGCGGUCGUUGCGAAGACGAGGUAGACAGCAUCAGCCUGCCGCGGAGUUCUAGUGUGGGCAGCACGACGGCGAAUCGCCUGCCUUCGUCCUCUUCACACCAGCACCUGAGCAGCGAGCACGCUGACGCAUCGUCGUCGUACAGCCACGGGUCCUCGUCAUACGGCCACGCCGGAGUCGCGAGACCUCCACUCAGGAAACCUCGUCGCAUGAAGGCCUCCUCUGUCAAACUCGCCCCCUGCAACGGAAUCAUCCCGAGCGCUGCGAGUGUCAUCACCACUCCACCGCCCGUCGCCUCCAUACCUGAGGCGCCCAACAAUGUCUCUGAUAACCCUGAGUGCCCCUCUCACCAGACAGCUCUCUUUUCCAUGGGGGGAAGCCCCCUCACGAUGCCCCCCUCAAGCUCCUCGCCGACCCCCCUUCAGGAGUCUCCGGCGUCCGAUUUGUUAACCCCCGUUGCCCAGGUGGUGCAGCUUGGCGGUGUAAGCGGUAGCAGCAGCGACCCUGCACUCAGCAGCGCAGGGGCCCUACCUUCCCACCACCGCACCCUCUCCCAACUCCCCUCCCCCAUAGACCCUAAACUCGCCCCCUCCUCUAAAGCAAGGGUUAAGAAGAAGUCCUUCCUCGAACGCCUCGCCAGCACCCGCAAAAGCUUUCAAAUUAAGAGCUCAAAAAGCUGAAUUGCCCUAGCUUAUGUCCUGCAUGUAAAUAUCAUUAUGAAAUAAUGGUUAUGUAACUCAACCAGGCUUAGGUGCGGUUAUGGUUGCAUUAUAUAAGCGUUGUUAUUAUACCAGAGGUACUAUGUACGUUGCUCGAUCGUCGCUCUCAGGUGUUGCUGUUAGUAUGCAUGCUAUUCACCCGGAUGCGCUUGCUCUAAGUUGGGUAUUAUUUAUUUGUGAAGUAAUGUGGAGAGCUAUCACGUUUGGAUGCCGUUCUCUAGCUUGUAGGUUACAACGGUGCAGUUAUUUAUCAUUUCCUUGCUAAAUAUAUUAUGGUAUGAUGUUUAUACACAAUUAACAUUGCCUGAACACAUAAGUUGCCUGUCAUGUAGCUCCAGUAGAUAGUUUUGAGUCCUGCCACUACACAGGCGAGUUCCCACUUUUGUCCGAUAUCAUCUGUAAAAGGCUUACGUUGGCUAAUUAUAACUCAAUGGACUCCACGUAGUCCGUUCACUUUUUUCCGUAUUUAGUCGAAGGAAAAUCUGUUCGAGAGCAAACCUCGACGAAGAAUCGUAAUUUGACUUCGUGGGAGCUACAAAAUGGACGGGUUUCACGUUGUAAAAAUUUUCAUUUAAAUUAAAAAAGCAAAAUUAACAUUAUUAUAA